Messenger RNA from Galleria mellonella (greater wax moth), 2175 nucleotides. RefSeq names its product sex peptide receptor (gene SPR). Gene Ontology annotation, cellular component: membrane. The transcript has 10 exons. Bases 413 to 1675 code for a protein of 420 amino acids. Gene Ontology annotation, molecular function: G protein-coupled peptide receptor activity. NCBI's taxonomy places the organism in Eukaryota, Metazoa, Arthropoda, Insecta, Lepidoptera, Pyralidae. Gene Ontology annotation, biological process: G protein-coupled receptor signaling pathway. The record is from RefSeq and is a predicted model, not a curated record.
UGCAACGAAAUUUUUCCAACGAAACGUCAGCCACGGGGGCGGGGAAGGGCGAUCGGCAAACCCGUUUCAGGCUACAGCUGUAGUUCAGAACGUAGACUCUCCGAGCGCGGUCGCUUCACCCGCGACGUCGAGAUCGGAUCGUUUUCAAAAAUCGAAUCAACAGUAACUGUUUGUAUGUAAUGUCCGUGUUUUUCGUUUUAUAGUGUUGAUUAAAAUUUAUCAAGUCCGGACUUUAUUUUUUGCGAACCAGAGAGUCUACAAGUUUGUUACCACAAUCACAACGCUAUAAAAGGUGUUGACACGACAUCGUGAAUACUGAUCACCGAAAUAUGUCCUGAUUACGACUGAUCUUCUCUUAUCGACAAACAAAAACCACACACGCAACAUGCCAAAGACAACGAGAUAGCUCAAAAUGGCGGCUCAAGACAAAGAGUGGGUGGAAUUAUUCGGGGACUUCAACCGAACCAAGGGUCCUCCAGAUGUUCCAGAUGUGCCUAAACUGAAUUACAGCGAUUAUGACAACCAAUCAUACAUACCUCUCGAAUAUUCCAACUUCACAACGGAUGAUUACUGCUCCUCAAACUAUUCCCACUGGUAUUUGAAUGUAACCUGCGAAUUCCCUAUAAAUUACGCCGAACCCAUGUACGGUUACAUCGCCCCAUUCCUCCUGGCGACCACCACAGUGGCCAAUACCCUCAUCGUGGUGGUACUAUCUCGUAGACACAUGCGGACACCCACCAACGUGGUACUAAUGGCGAUGGCACUAUGCGACAUGUUCACCAUGCUCUUUCCGGCACCAUGGCUUUUCUAUAUGUACACGUUUGGGAACCACUACAAGCCGUUGAGUCCAGUAAGGGCAUGUCAAGCAUGGAACUAUAUGAAUGAGGUGAUUCCAGCUAUGUUCCACACGGCAAGUAUAUGGUUGACACUGGCGCUAGCUGUCCAGAGGUACAUAUAUGUAUGCCAUGCGCCCGUCGCUAGAACCUGGUGUACGAUGCCGCGUGUAAUGAAAUGCCUCAUCUACAUCGGCAUAGCGGCUUUCCUCCACCAGCUGCCCAGAUUCUUCGACCGGCAGUACAUACCACAUGUGACUGUGUGGCGCGGCCAUUUGGAAGAAGUCUGUCGGAUGGAAAUGUCGCCAUGGGUUCAAACACUAUCAAUGGACGCGUACUUCAUCACCUAUUUUGGCUUCAGAGUUCUAUUCGUCCACCUAAUACCCUGCACCUCCCUAGUCGUCCUCAACGUCCUACUGUUCAGAGCUAUGAGAACAGCCCAAAUAAACCGGCAGAAACUCUUCAAGGAAAACCGAAAGUCUGAAUGCAAAAAGUUAAGAGAUUCCAAUUGUACAACACUAAUGUUGAUUGUUGUAGUUACCGUUUUCCUUUUGGUAGAAAUACCGGUAGCCGUAGUAACUAUCUUACACAUAAUAUCGAGUACAAUAGUCGAGAUUUUAGACUACCAUAUCGCCAAUAUAUUAAUAUUAAUCACCAAUUUCUUCAUUAUAGUCUCCUACCCAAUAAAUUUUGCUAUAUACUGCGGCAUGUCGAGGCAGUUUCGGGAGACAUUCAAAGAGUUAUUCAUUAGGGGCGCAGUCACUAGUAGGAAAAAUGGCGGAUCUAGCAGAUAUUCACUUGUGAACGGACCUAGGACGUGCACGAACGAAACUGUACUAUAAACUAUGUUGUAUUGUAAAUAAUUACAAUUAAUGUAUAUUGUAAGUUAUAUAUAUAUAUUAUAUAUAUAAUAUUCGUCUAUUUAUAUAAAUGUAGACAUAUCAAUAUAUUUGAUAUUUACAUUUUGCAACAAGGCGGACUGCCUUUGCACAAAUUUUUACAUGUAAAAAAACGAAUUGUAAUAUUAAUUACACUAAAGUUAUAUUGUUUAUUGCUUCCGUUGUCGUUCUCAAUAUAUUUUAUAAUGAUUUCGGUACUUUUUCGUGGCUGUGCGGUUACCUGAUCAUCGUGUUAUAUUAUACUUAUAUAUGUUGUAAGUUAGUUAUAUAAUUUAUAUUUCUAAUUGAUUAGCUGAUCACACGGCCUAUAAAUGGUGAGCCCCCAUUUAGGAAAAGUAUCAUUUUUUUUAUAAAAUUUUUAUUUUUGUAUUUUGUAAAUAUAUUAAUUAUUGCUUAGUGUACAUUUUGUGUUAUCAAUGUGUGUAGAGCUUUUACAUAUAUAA